UAUUGAAAGGAUUCUCAUCGAUGCAAAAACUCAAUAUAGACCUCUUGAGCCAGGCCGCUCUGAUCAGGAACUUCUCAAAUCCUUCGGUCGACCGCGGAGAUUUCGAACGCGUGCCUUCCCCGGGAACAAGAGAAUCUCCUCAGAAUUUAGCGCUGACCUCAGCCGUCGGCUCUCGGGUCAAUGUGUACCCGUGCCCUGAGUGCUCGUACACUUCCAACAACCGAGCCAACGUGCAACGGCACGUGAACACGCGCCACCAAGUGCCCGAAAAGCAAUGGCCGUGCAGGUACUGCACCUACCGAACUCAUCGCAAAGAUCAUCUCAAGUCUCACGAGAAACGCCAUGAGAAGAACAUGGAUCUGAGCAGCGAUCCGUCCGUUCCACAAGUGAUCGAAUUCGACUAGUCCGUUCGUUGCGAAUAGAUCAUUACAGUAUUCAUUCCUCACUUCUGAGAAGAAAUUCCCGAAAAUCGGAUCGGUUUCCAUGUGAGGCACCGCAACGCCGCCGCCCGUCUCAAAGUGCAAUAGUGCCUUAGCACGCCUUGAAUUAAGCACGAUCGGAACACCCGAUUUUCUAAUAUGCUGCUUGGCGUGCACUGCAAAUACUCCGUGUGCAAGAAUCUCAGGAUCGUCUCGAGUCUCAUCGAGCGAAGGACAUCCUCAAUUGUCGAAGACCUCCUCUAGGAAGAACUCACUCAGGCUAAAAUACCUCCAACAAUUUAGGGUUUUGGAGUCGCCGACGGCAACG
Messenger RNA from Galendromus occidentalis (western predatory mite), 747 nucleotides. Its product is annotated as zinc finger and BTB domain-containing protein 8B. The record is from RefSeq and is a predicted model, not a curated record. Gene Ontology annotation, cellular component: nucleus. The coding region runs from base 21 to 404 and encodes 127 amino acids. The transcript has 3 exons. NCBI's taxonomy places the organism in Eukaryota, Metazoa, Arthropoda, Arachnida, Mesostigmata, Phytoseiidae. Gene Ontology annotation, biological process: regulation of gene expression.